AGAAAAGCCUCUGACUGGAGAGGAAAACCAAACCAUCAGUGUGCGCAGAGACGCGCGGCGCCUCAUCCAACCAGCGCCAGUCCCACCAAACCGGGCUAAAACUACGCGUUCAAACCAUUAAAGUGAAGGCAGCUAGACUCUUUAGCCCUGUGGAUUCCUGCUCGCUAUUCGGCUGUAGAAAGCUUAUCCUGAAGUGGAACCAAAAGCGGAUCUGAUCACCGAUGAAUUCCGCGAAGUUAUCAGCGUUUGGAAGUGAGGAGUCAGAGCGGAGUGGAGAGAAUCCAAGUGCUGUGGAGUGGAUUACUUCUCGAGUUUACCCGCAACGAUGUCUGCGACUGAUCUGAACUUUGAUUCUUAUAGGAAUUCACUUUCUUUGGAGCACUGCUGAACGUUAUCACCAGUGUUAGUGCGGAGUUCAGGAACUCUCUUCCAUUCCCCGGCUCUGCAGCAGAAGUUGUGAUUUAGAUGAAAUAGACAACAUAGAAAAGCGCAUUCUCACUGGAUUUACAGCGCGUCCAGCUGCUCUUGAAUGAUGCCUGCCUGUUUGACGGGGAUUUACUGUCUACUGGCAUUUCUGCACAUUUGUACAGGAUCUCGCCUUCGCCAGGAAGACUCCCCUCCCCGCAUCGUGGAGCACCCCUCUGACCUCAUUGUGUCCAAAGGGGAACCAGCCACUCUCAACUGCAAGGCAGAGGGCCGCCCGACCCCUACGGUGGAAUGGUACAAGGACGGGGAGCGCGUCGAGACGGACCGCGACAACCCCCGCUCCCACCGCAUGCUGCUGCCCAGCGGCUCCCUCUUCUUCCUACGCAUCGUCCACGGACGCAGGAGCAAACCCGACGACGGCAGCUAUGUGUGCGUGGCCCGAAACUAUCUAGGCCAGGCCAUCAGUCACAACGCGUCGCUGGAAGUAGCCAUUUUGCGUGAUGACUUCAGACAGAACCCGGUGGACGUCAUGGUGGCGGUGGGUGAGCCUGCAGUGCUGGAGUGUCAGCCGCCCAGAGGUCACCCAGAGCCCACUAUCUCCUGGAGGAAAGACGGCUCCAACUUAGACGACAGAGAUGAACGCAUCACGAUCCGCAGUGGCAAGCUGAUGAUCACCAACACCAGAAAGAGCGAUGCAGGGAAAUACAUCUGCGUUGGAACAAACAUGGUGGGAGAGAGGGAGAGUGAGAUCGCUGAACUCACCGUGCUAGAGCGUCCGACCUUUAUAAAGAGGCCCAGCAGUGUGGUGGUGUUGGCAGACGAGAGCGUUGAGUUCCACUGCGUCGUUCAAGGAGACCCUGUUCCCACUGUCCGCUGGAGGAAAGAUGAUUUUGACCUGCCUAAGGGCAGAUUUGAAAUCCUAGAGGACCAUACUUUGAUUGUUCGCCAAGUGACCUCUUCAGAUGAGGGCUCCUAUACAUGUGUGGUGGAGAACAUGGUCGGAAAGUCUGAAGCAUCCGCCACGCUCACUGUGCACGUGCCCCCAGCGUUUGCCAUGCGCCCCAGAAACCAGGUGGUGGCAGCGGGCAGGACCGUCACCUUCCAGUGUGAGGCCACUGGCAACCCACAGCCAGCUAUCUUCUGGCAGAGGGAGGGCAGCGAGAGUCUCCUCUUCUCUUACCAGCCUCCGCAGCCCUUCAGCCGUAUGUCUGUCUCCCAGAUGGGCAGUCUGACCAUUACCGAUGUUCAGCGCUCUGAUGGAGGCUUCUACAGCUGCCAGGCUCUCAACAUCGCCGGCAGUGUUAUUACCAAAGCACUGCUGGAGGUCACAGACUCUGGGUCAGAGCACCCUCCUCCUGUCAUCAGACAGGGCCCACUCAAUCAGACUGUGCCUGUGGACAGCACAGUGGUCCUGGGCUGCCAAACAGCUGGUUCUCCGCCUCCUACAGUCCAAUGGAAGAGGGAUGGUGUGGUGGUUUCUCCUGUGGACUCCCGCAUGUCAAUAACCGACACAGGUUCCCUGGAGAUCCGCUACACUAAACUGGGAGAUACAGGCUUCUACACGUGUGUAGCUUCUACUUCCAACGGGGAGGCGUCAUGGACUGCAUACUUACAAGUGGAGGAGUUUGGAGUUAUUGUUCAGUCAAAUCAGCCUAUGGACCCUAACCUGAUGCCCAGUGCUCCAUCCAAACCCGAGGUGACUGACAUCAGUAGGACCUCCGUCACUCUGUCGUGGAAAUCGAACCCCGGUGUCGGUGCACCGCCUACAUCUUACCUAAUAGAAGCUUUCAGUUAUACGUUGGGCAGCAGAUGGGUGACCCUCGCUGAGCACAUAAAGACACAGACUUUUGUACUGAAGAACCUGAAGCCUGCUACUGUCUACCUCUUUAUGGUCAGAGCGGUGAAUGAGUAUGGCCUCAGUGACCCCAGCACCAUCUCUGAUUCUGUCAGGACACAGGAGAGCAGCUCAACCAUGCAGGGAGUGGACCACCGCCACAUCCAGAGGGAGCUGGGAGAUGUGGUUAUCCACCUUCACACGCCAACUGUCAUUUCAUCCUCUGCCGUCAGGGUGCAGUGGAUGGUUGAGCAGCAGUCGCCGUACAUCCAGGGUUACAAGGUGCUCUACAGGCCGUCUGCUCACCACGGGCAGCCAGAGGGGCAGUGGAGUUUCCUGGAAGUACGAGCCUCGCGGGAGGACGGGGUGGUGAUCGGUCAGCUGAAGAGAGGAGCCAUCUAUGAGUUCAAAGUGCGCCCGUUCUUUGAUGAGUUCCAGGGAGCUGACAGUGAGGUGAAAGUGGUCAGGACUAUGGAAGAAGCCCCUAGUAAAGCACCCCAGGGCGUUACAGUGACAAAGAGUGAUGCCAAUGGGACUACAAUCCUUGUUGCUUGGAAACCGCCUUCAGAACGGGAGGAGGCUGGAUUCAUUCAGGAGUAUAAGAUCUGGUGCCUGGGUAACGAGAGUAGGUAUCAUGUAAACCAGUCUGUAGACGGCUCCACCUUCUCUGUGCUCAUCCCCAGUCUGGCACCAGGAAUUCGCUACAGUGUCGAGGUCGCAGCCAGCAAUGGUGCAGGACCCGGGGUCAAAAGUGAUGUCACUUUCUUUCAGUUAGACUCUGCAGGCCAGAUGAUGGAUAUCAGUGAAGAAAGAGACACUCUGUCUCAGCUCUCAGACGUUGUGAGGCAACCAGCUUUUAUUGCCGGCAUUGGUGCCACCUGCUGGUUGGUGCUCAUGAUUUUCAGCGUGUGGCUCUACCGCCACCGCAAGAAGAGAAGUGGCCUCAGCAGCACCUACACUGGCAUUCGUAAGGUCCCUUCAUUCACCUUUACUCCUACAGUGGCAUAUCAAAGAGGAGAAUCUGUGUGCAGUGCUGGCAGACCUGGUCUUCUCAGCAUGGGUGAACCUCUCAACCAGCUGUGGCUGCCAGACAAUUGGCCGAAUGCAUGUGCCAAUCACAAGGACUGUAGCAUCAACUGCUGCAAUAAUGGCAACGGCACCAGUGACAGCAACAUGACAACAUACAGCCGACCAGCUGACUGCAUAGCAAACUAUGGGAACCAUCCAGAGAACAAACAGGGCGGACAGCUUGGUUCUGAGACGGCCAUUUAUAGUGAUGUGAACCUUUCCAACAAGCUCAACGAGAUUAAAACAUUCACCAACUCCAACUUGGGCUAUGUGAGUCCUGGAGGAGAUUACGAGCCCAUCCCAUACGCCACCACACAGCUCAUCCAGGCCAGCAUUAAGAAUAAAGCAGCCACAGGGGGGGCUGCUGCAGAGCCUCUGGACAUGCCCUGCUGGAACAAACCCCCCAAUCCUCCUCCAAUACCCAAGGAGAUGGCAGCACAGAUGCAGUACAAUAUAAUAGAGAAAAAUAUGCUAAAUAAAGAUCAUCUUCAAGGAAGUGAAGGAAUGAUCCAUCCUAAAACUCUGCCCUACAACCAGAUGAGCAGAGAUCACAGCACAGGAGGCUCACACCACAGCUCCGACAGAGGCAGCAACAGCACCUCAGGGAGUCAAAAUCAAAAGAAGGGAACGCGGGCCCCAAAGCUGCCAAAACCGAAUGCAGUAAGCUGGGGAGAAGCCCCGCCCCCUCCUCAUGCCAAUGCCUGGGACUGCGAUGAUUAUAGCCUACCAAUGGAAAGGAGUUUUGAUCCAGAGGAGAGGAUAGAAGGCUGCCCGACUCCGCCAGUUAGAGGUGCAGCCUCAUCCCCCACUGAAGGGUCCUAUAGUCAUCCGUCCAGCACAGGAGCACAUGGGGACCUGAGUAAUGGAACUGCGCACCUCAGCCACCCUCGCGCUCUUUCCCCUCCACACACCUACAGCUCCAUACCCCUCUGUAUGGAUGCUGAUGGACAGGAAGACGAGGAGGAGGAGGAGGAAGAGGAGGAAGCAGAGGAGGAGACCGACGCUGAGCUCCCUGAAAGUCGCUACAGCCAACAACCCCAUAGCCAGCAGAAGUACAAAAAUCAGCUGCACCAUCCGUCUGCACACAGGCUGCUUCUCCACGGGCUGGAGCAGACCCCGGCCUCCAGCACCGGGGACCUGGACCAAUCGGUCACAGGGUCCAUGGUGAACAGCUGGGGCUCAGCAUCCGAGGACAACAUCUCAUCAGGCAGGUCCAGUGUUGUCAGCACCUCGGAGGGAUCCUUCUUCACAGACGGCGACUUCAACCAGGCUGUCGCGUCUUCGCGGGAUAUUGUCGGCCUCCGCAUGUGCAGAUACCCAGAGGAGUCAGGCCGGCGGCACCAGCGACCCAGCAGCCCCAUGUCCACAGACAGCAACAUGAGUCCUGCAAUAACACAGAAGAGGCCCAGGAGGCAUAAACAGAACCAAGCGGGUGAGCAGGACUACCAACCCAAAGACGUAUUCAAUGAUGACUCCUGCAUGCCUCUGAGUUUCUCCAGCCAGAUGUCCCAUGUUGACUAUAAAGUGAGGGGGGCCACGCUGCCUCGGAUGGGCUCUGGGGAUGCGCGGGGUCGACGAGGCAGCACUGGGACUCACAGGGUCAAAGAGGUGGCUCCCAAUGAGCAGAGAGAGGGCCAGGACAAGCACAAGUCUCCAGGCGGAGGAAAAGGAAGCAGCAAAAGCCGACAGCACUCAGAACUAGGGGACGUCUUACUGUACAGUCGCCCCUCUUUUCCAUUAGGUCAGGUUCAGAGGGAUCCUGUUGAUGCUAACUCAACCAGCUUUAUGUCAAGUGGAGACUCAAGGACCAAACAGAGAGGACAGGCGCCACCUAUAGGACAGGUGGAAGAGGUAAAUCCAAAUCAGGCAUUCAAACUCAAAAUUUGAAUUUAAUGUCCUGAAGAGCUAGAAGAAAAGGAGCAACAAAAGCACAAACCGAAUUUCCCACCGGUUGCUUCAAACAAAGGACUAUGAACCUUUAAGAAACAGAAAAAGACUGCACAAUACAUUUUUGUACUUCAAAUUUCCCAUUAGGUGUUGGAAAAAAAAAAGUGCUCUCAUGUUUAAAGUGUGUGGACUGGAUGCACUGUUUUAUUGUUUGCUUUGUGGGCGAGCGGCUUCCAGGAGCAGGAGGUUGUGAGUGUCUGUUGUGACCGCUCGACGCGGUCCAUACAUGAUCUUUCGCUUGUCUGGUUAUUUUAUUGUAGCUGUUCUUCAGUCAUUACCAGCCAUCUUGUAAAUUUUUGAAAUUGUUUACUGCCACAGAAGUGCUUCAAAUUCAAAUUUUAUAUAACAGUGUUAAUGUUUUCUAAGUGAUGUACAUCUUGUCUUUGUAUGAUUUUGUUUGACUUUGGUUAUAAAAGCACAAUCACUUAAUUUUAUUCUAAGUCUUUAUCAUAUGGAUUUUCAGUCUGGAGGAAAUCAGUGGUCGGAGUCUCGUUAAUCAUGUCAUCACUUCCGGACGGGCGGAGAAGAUGAUUGUUGAAUGUGAUUGUGCAUUCUGUUGCGUAUACAUUUGAGCUGCUUUCAUUCAGAUUUAAACUAUCUGUUGUGUGUACUGAGAGAAUUGCAUGCAGAUUUUUCCCUGUUGGAGGUUUUUACUCUUCAUCUUGACUGCUUUGUCCUCCUGUAUAAGGAUGAUGAACACUCUGCUCAUGGACUGGUUCCAUUCAUUGUUUUCUACACUGAGUCCAUUUCAUUUAGUCCUGAUGUGUUGCCUUCACAUUGGCCAUAAUUUCUAGUGUAGGGCUGGACAAUAUGCUUUGUUUAUUGAUUUAGUGACUGCUAAAUCUAGGAAAGACUUAUAUAUUAUAUUUCAAUAAACAGAAUUGUGUCUUAAUCCCUUAGAAUAAAGAAAGAAAAACUACAAAAAAAAAA
Molecule: messenger RNA, 6205 nt
Organism: Labrus mixtus (cuckoo wrasse)
Lineage: Eukaryota; Metazoa; Chordata; Actinopteri; Labriformes; Labridae
Product: roundabout homolog 1-like
Exons: 29
Coding region: 530-5215 (1561 amino acids)
Biological process (GO): axon guidance; cell-cell adhesion; axon midline choice point recognition
Cellular component (GO): axon; plasma membrane
Molecular function (GO): axon guidance receptor activity; protein binding
Source: RefSeq, a predicted model, not a curated record